AUGGUUGUAUCCCGCCGCCAACUUAUGGCCUCCCUCCUCCUCGCCGCAGGCGCCACCACCGCCGCGCCGCAGACCGGGAAGCUUCAGGCAGAAGCCCGAGCUGACUGUGACUGCUGGCACACCGACGGCCCUUCGUCCAACUACUUUGCCAACCACAAGAUGUUUGACUUUCGCCACCUCAUCCAGUACGCCGGUGAGCCCGCCGUCCUCGAGGACCCCGAAUCCAACCGGCGUGCCGGCCCGACGAGCGACUACUUCCGCAACUCGGACUUCGCCAGUGCCUUCAUCCCCAUGAACUGGGACAACCAGGAGAGGCUCGACAACGGCGAGGGCGACGCGACCCUGCUCAUGGUCAACUCGCCCAACAACAUCUACAUCCAGGCCAACAACGACGGCACCCCCGGCACCGAGACCUGGAUGACCAUGCGCACCGUGCGGCUGCCGGACUUCCAGGCCGCCGCCGAGCUCGAGUCCGCCUCGGCGGGCUACCAGUACGUCUCGAUGCGCAUGCGCGCGCGCACCCUGGGCCCGCCGGGCGCCGUGACCGCCAUGUUCACCUACUACGGCCCGCCGGGCGUCGAGGUCCAGGAGGCCGACGUCGAGAUCCUGACCUCGGACCCGGAGAACAAGGUGCACUACACGAACCAGCCGUCGUACGGGCCCGGCGGCGAGCGGCCCCAGGCCACGCGCAACGCCACCAUGCCCGGCGGCGCGCUGUGGACGGACUGGGCGACCUGGCGCACCGACUGGCUGCCCGGCAAGUCGACGUGGUACGUCAACGGCCAGAAGAACGAGGAGAUCUCGUUCCAGGCGCCCAAGGACCCCGCCAGCCUGCUGUUCAACGUGUGGAGCGACGGCGGCAGCUGGAGCGGCACCAUGGCCGAGUGGAACGAGGCCGUGAUGCAGAUCCAGUGGAUCGAGCUUGCGUGGGGGCUGAAGAGUCAGGGUUCGUGCAGUAGUGUGUGCAACAUCUAA
Messenger RNA from Thyridium curvatum, 975 nucleotides. RefSeq lists its product as uncharacterized. Gene Ontology annotation, molecular function: hydrolase activity, hydrolyzing O-glycosyl compounds. Lineage: Eukaryota; Fungi; Ascomycota; Sordariomycetes; Thyridiales; Thyridiaceae. The record is from RefSeq and is a predicted model, not a curated record. Gene Ontology annotation, biological process: carbohydrate metabolic process. Bases 1 to 975 code for a protein of 324 amino acids. The transcript has a single exon.